CAGGUCAAAGGCUCGGGGUGUGGCCCCCUAAGAAAACCACCUGCUUCGGUUUGGGCACCCGGGCAGUAUCACAGCCCUCACACAAAUCAAUUGAGAUUUGUGUGGCGCAUAUGUAUUUGGUGCCUCCCUGUACCUAUACUUAUGUGUUAAAAUAAAAAAAAAAUUCUUUAAAUUUAGGUUGUUGUACUUUCCAUUUACCAAACAGUAAUGUUUAAUUUAUUUAAAAUGCCAAGCUUAGCGCGUUUUUGUUACAAGCUAAAAAUAUUCUGUCUCUUUGAAUGUAUGUUUUUAGUGCAAAACCAACAAACGGAAGUCUGUCGGACCUAGACAAUGAUGGCAUUUGGUCAGACUGUUCCGAUACUGAUGAAAAAAGCAAAGAGGUAAUUAUCAGCACAACAAAAUUUGAAAAAUAUUGCGUUAAGAGACCGGAAUUUCCUCAGUUCGAAUCUCAGUUGAAAAGUAUCAUCCGGAAGUUAGGCGGUGUUGUAUUCCCCAAGUUAAAUUGGAGCGCCCCAUCUGAUGCAUCUUGGAUGUCUUUCGAUGGGUCACUAAAGUGCAAAACGUUCUCCGACAUUUACCUACUCCUUAAAUCUUCAGAUUUCGCAGCACAUGACUUGACUGCUCCUUUCGCUCUGUGUACAGAUACUCCAGCAGAAAAAAAUUGCUGUCUUUUCAAUUCCAAACCGAUUCUUGUUCUACGAAGGUGGUAUGACUUUCGCCCUGAGGAAGAAUUCCGAUGUUUUAUCAAAUCAAAAGUCCUUAUUGCAAUUUCCCAACGAAAAUGUGAUGUCUACUUCAAAACAAUUGAAGAACAGAUAGAAAACAUCAAACACGACCUUGUGGAAUUCUUUAAUCGAAAAAUAAGAAAUCGUUUUAAAUCGGAAAAUUAUACAAUUGACUUAUACAGAGAAUCAUCGGACGAUGGUAAAAUGCGCAUUCAAAUAAUUGAUUUCAAUGUAUUUGGUCCACCAACUGAAGCACUUUUAUUUCAGUGGUCAGAAUUGGAAAAUGAUGUACAUGAAAAUCACCCAAAAAAGGUCGAUAGUAGUAAACCUGGAAACAUCAGGCAAAUUUUCGACUUAUCACAGCUUUUACAGAUGAAUAACGCUAGAGGGGUGCUAUCAACAAACCACCAUAUUGAUGUGGAGUGCUACAUUUAAUGAAAAAUCACUUCAUUAUCAUCCGUAUUUUGUUGAUAGGAUACCAUUCCGUUAUUUCGCUACCAAAGUGACCAAAAUAUCCGUCCAAAUUCAGUGAAUCAAUACAGUGUGCCAAUCGAUUUGAUCGAUAUUGCUUCAGGAUCUGAUCCCGUUAAGGUGAUGGAUUUCAUUCAAGCUAGAGUAGAAAGUCAGAAACAGUCGUGAAAUUGUGCUUUCUACGUAUCUGUUAUUUUUCAAUAUUUCGAAUAAAAAAAUACACUUUUUAAGAUCAAUCUGGUAAUUAUUUCUUUUUCUUCAAAGUUUUUGAAGCCUUAGUAGGCUUUUUCCUAGCUGGCGACUGUUGCUUUGAACUAUAUUUCUGUGCAAUCUUAUCCAGAAAGUUUUCUGAUGAUUUUAAUGCAUUUUCAUGUCGUGCUUGAAUUGCCUUAGCUAAUGUAUCCAAAUCUCCUUCGUUAACAUCAACUAUCUGCUUUUUGUUUUUCUUGUUCUGUUCCUUUGCAAACAACUUUUCUUCCUCUAGCGCUCGCUUAGCUCUUCUCCUUGCUUUCUCAGGUCUUUCAUGUGUGUACUUUGUAUAUGCAUCAAUUUUACCACUGGAUAUUAAUUUGUCAAUAAGACCGCGAACUCGACUUUCAUCUCGAUAUGACGUGAGCAUUAAAGACUCCAUUAUAAUAUCCAUAUCACCUUUAGAACGAUUGUAGAUCUUGAUCAAAUCUUCCGUUUCCUGUUCACUUCCUUUAUACUUUUUACAGUAGUCAUCUAUUAGUUCAGUUGUGAUUUUAGGGAACAAAAGUUGCCAGUAUUUAACCCAAUCAUCAUACGAUUUGCCUGUAAUCUCAUCGUCUUCAUCGAUAACACCUAAAAGUUAAGAUUAUCCCAUUUUUGUUAAUCGAGAACCAACCUGUCUCAUUAUAGACUUUACGUUUCUCAUCAUCUUCAAUGUACGAAUAGACUCUAGACAGUACUUGAAAACGUUUUGUCGCCUCUGACUUUGAGUCACUGUCAUGGCGAUCAGGAUGAUGAAGUAAAGACAAUUUAUAGAAAGCUUUACGAA
Molecule: messenger RNA, 2214 nt
Organism: Schistosoma spindalis
Lineage: Eukaryota; Metazoa; Platyhelminthes; Trematoda; Strigeidida; Schistosomatidae
Source: the annotation of a GenBank genome assembly